Pelmatolapia mariae (spotted tilapia) is the source of this 1843-nucleotide messenger RNA. RefSeq names its product cannabinoid receptor interacting protein 1a (gene cnrip1a). Gene Ontology annotation, molecular function: type 1 cannabinoid receptor binding. Gene Ontology annotation, biological process: negative regulation of signaling receptor activity. The transcript is spliced from 3 exons. The record is from RefSeq and is a predicted model, not a curated record. Lineage: Eukaryota; Metazoa; Chordata; Actinopteri; Cichliformes; Cichlidae. The coding region runs from base 64 to 552 and encodes 162 amino acids. Gene Ontology annotation, cellular component: plasma membrane.
GAUUCUGGUCCUUCCUCAGCAUCUCUCUCACCCGUCCGCCUCCCCCUCCCUGAGCUCGGCGCCAUGGACGACGUUCCCCCGAUCAUCAACAUCUCCAUCGCGCUGCGGAUCCAGCCCAACGACGGCCCGGUCUUCUUCAAGGUGGACGGGACCCGGUUCGGCCAGAGCCGGACCAUCAAGCUCCUCACGGGCUCCAAGUACAAGAUCGAGGUGGUGCUGAAGCCUGGAAACGUCGAGGCCACCAACAUGAACAUCGGCGGCGUCGUCUUCCCGCUGGAGCAGCAGUCCAGGGACGACGAGUCGGUGGUUUACCACGGCCAGUACGACACCGAGGGCGUCCCGCACACCAAGAGUGGCGAUCGGCAGCCCGUCCAAGUCAGCAUAGAGUUUAUCAAGGCGGGGACGUUUGAGACGGUCUGGCAGGCCAAAUACUACAACUACUACAAGAGGGAGCACUGCCAGUUCGGCAACAAGUUCAGCAGCAUCGAGUACGAGUGCAAGCCCAACGAGACGCGGACCCUGAUGUGGAUCAACAAGGAGGCGUUCAACUGACUCCGCCCACUGAACCCCGCGCAGAGGACGCCGGUCUUGCCGGGACUACCUUUGAACAUCAGCAUCGCAGUGAGAGACGGCACCUCCUGAAGGCGGGCGUUGGGUUGGCGGGGUCUGCUCUUUGUGCUCUUUGAUGACCUCUGAGGGAGUAACGAGCUGUUUCGCACGCUGGUCUCUGUGAGGGCGGGGUUUCAGCAGUCAGAGGGUUAACUUAGCUUCUCAGCUGGUUUCAGGCGUUUGACAAACAUUCACUUUCUGCAGAGGUGACUUUCUGUCAUCAGGCUGAACGUGAAGUUCCUGUGGAAAGUUAAAGGAACAGUCGGACAGUUUGAGAUCCGAGCUCAUUAGGGAGCUUCGGAGACGAAGGCUGACGCACGCUUCAAGUCUGUGUGUCCAGCAGGAACUUUCUCCAGGACUCAGACACUCGUUCGUUUGGUUAGUUUGCAGCUACGGUCACAAUAAUCUUCUGAAGCUUUGGGUUCAGCAGACGGGCGCUGCUUUUAGAUCAGGCUCCAUCACAGGUGUUCUCUCUGACACUCUACGCUUAAAUAAAACACCUUGAGAGGAGCAAAGUUGUUAGCCGGUGCUACAUAAAUGACAUUCACUUCCUGUACUCGAUGCACAGACUUGAAAGUCGUCUCCAUCUCCUCAGACUCUGGAAUAAAUCUGACUGUUCCUUUAACACUGAAACCCCCUCAGACUGAAGACCAGCGUGGGAAACACCUGAAGUAUUUUAUCUUAUUUAUUACCUGUGUGAACGUCUGAGAGAGCAGAGGCGGCGGAUGAGAGGAUGGACGUCACUUUUCUCGUGUUUUGUGUUAUUUAAAGGAGAAAUCUGUACACUGCAGUUUUUGGUUCGCUUACUUUCCAGCUGCAGAAAUGAGUUUCACUGGUGUGAGUGUUGAUCCUUCACAAUAAAAGCUGGAGGGAUACUUUCUGGGACUUCCAUGUUCAAACUGGUGCAGUAUCUGAGGGACUAUUUUCAGCAGCGGAGUAAUCCUUUGAGCCUUGAAACACCUCUGUCUCCCUGCUGAAAGGAGGCGACCUCCUCUCUUCACGUCACUUCUUGUGUUUGCUGCUGAUUAUGUUUCUCAUGUCUCUUAAAUUGCAUGGCUGGAAACUUUUUGCCAAAUAUGAUCUGUUUGUUUGUUCCUUUGUUAAGAUGUCUCGAUGCCUGAAACUCUGUUUUGUUACGUCUUGAACUGAGGAGUAAAAAGUGUGUCUGUGAAUAAAGUGCUAUACAGAACCACUGGGACUCUGCUGCUUGACUGGAAUAAUAAAGUUUAUCCAU